AUGAUACCAUGGCGUCCAAAAUCACCAGGUUUUAAAAAAACCUCAUACAAGAGUAACGAAUAUUACAACAUGCAUCAUCACGAUCAUCAUCCUGGUCCACAUUUUUACGGAUCUAGACCAGUUUAUCACAGAAAUCCACCUUUUCCUCAUGGUGGUGAUGACUUUGAUCAAGGUUACGAAGAAGUUAAUCAUGUGCAUAUACCGCACAGCAAGGAUGUCAGUCAUGCGAUAUCAUUUGGAAAAGGAUACGUUCCUUAUGACAGUAUAAAAGGAACAUUUUCAUUCGACAAUGACAAAUACACAGAAAUGAUAGAAUAUGCGAACAAAUUUACCGAACCCAAUCAAGCAUCUACAAGUUAUUCUUCAACAACUGCAUCGGAUUACAAUACUUCACCAACUGGUUACAUGCAAGAAAAUCUUUUCAGUGAUUCUUACUUUUCCGAUGUCAAAAAUAUAGAUCUUCAAGAUAGGAAAAACGAAGAGAUUAAAAAUUACAUACCACGAGCCAUUACUAAUAAUGAAAUUACUCAAACUAGUACGACGAAUGAUAUAUUCGAAAUGAACAAAGAGACAACUGUUAAUAAAAAUCCAACGUUUUACAAAGAUACAGGUUAUCAGGAUAAUAAAGGUGCUGAAGGUGCUGUAAUAUUACCGGCAGGUAUUCCAUCAGCUACGAUUGGUGGUAGCAAGGAGGGUAUUAUUUUUCGCGAUAGCGUUUCUAUGGAUGAUUACAACAGAAAGGUUCAAGUUUUCACGAAAAAUUGGCCCAGUUUGUUGGGUGUUGAUUCUAUUCCUCAAUCAUCGAUUAUGAAUCCAAUAGAUCAAUCUGUUCUUUUACAACAACAACAACAACAACAACAAUUGCAACAACAUCAACAACAACAAUUGAUCAAUCCUUUACCAACACCAGCUGCAUUGAUAGGACCUGGUUAUUCUGCUAUUGGUCCUAAUUGGUUCACCGAAUAUGCUGAAGCUAAAAGAGGUUAUGCAGUUAAAGAAGACCAUAUGGAACCCCAACAUGAUUUUCGUACCAUGCCAAUUCAAACUUCACCUUUUCAGAGUUUCCCAGUUGGGUUGAACCUUGGACAACCUGUUCUGUCUUCAAUAAUUCAUUCACGAUGA
Messenger RNA from Polistes dominula (European paper wasp), 1122 nucleotides. RefSeq lists its product as uncharacterized. NCBI's taxonomy places the organism in Eukaryota, Metazoa, Arthropoda, Insecta, Hymenoptera, Vespidae. The record is from RefSeq and is a predicted model, not a curated record.